CACACUUGCAUUGUAUGGACCUACAGAGCUGAAAUAUUCUUCUAAAAAUCUGAGUAAAUGAUGAGAGAAUUUUCAUUUUUGGGUAAACUAUCCCUUUAAGAAACACCCAUUACAGAACUAUGAUUUUUAAUAGAGUAAUUCAAUAAAUCUGCAAAAUAAUAAUAAUAAUAAUAACAGAGGUAAAAUGUUUACGAUAUGUCAUGUCAUCUACAUGUCAUCAGGUGUGGAAACAUUCUUUGAGAAACCAAGCCUGCUGCCAGCUUGUCAUCUUUUAACAUCCAUGUUUAUUUUAUAUUAUAUCUUCUGUCUCCCAGCCUGUUUACAUGUACAUAUUGUGCCAAAGCAUUCAUAGAUGAUGAAGAGACCAAAAGGUGUUUACUUAAAUGUGACACAUCACGCAUUCUUCAUCACAGUCUCUCACCGCCCUCUUUCCCGCGCGGCAGCCAUGGUAACGAGAGCGAAGGGUGCUUAGCAACACGAGAGGAGGAGACACUGCAUCAUCUGCUGAGAGCGGAGAAAAAUACUCACAGCCGCCGACCUUCAUUUCGUCAAGAGCUGCUUGUGAUGUCGACUUGAAAUAGUGAAAAUGGAAUGUUAGGUCGUAUAAACACUUAUCGAUAAAUACAUCUAAAUAAGCGCGAUGAAGUUUGUCAUGGUUUUAGUCGCCUCUGGCCUUUUGGCUUUUCUUGGCGCGAUCAUCUGCAUCAUCGCCAGCGUUUAUUCACGUUCAUCGGCCGCCACGCCGCAGGCGUUAUCAGACAACCGCUCGCUCUCGCUCCGGGAGCCGCUACCUGGAUCCGUGGCGCACGCCGGCCCGCUAGGAGCUCUCCAUGGUGCUGAAUCCUACGGAGGGGGCGGUUUGGACAUCGGCUUGGAGAUACCGUCGCUCAACGAGCUCAGUACCGGGGAUGUAACAGGCCCCAGCCCGAAACAGUUCACCCUCAACCGACUCAUUUGCACCCCAGUUCCCAUUGGGGAUUGCAGAUCUAGGGGUCUGAGACAAGCCGAUGACCCGUUCGCUGACGAGGAGGACUGGAACCUCCGCACUACCGCUGAGGAGCUCCGACAGAUCGUCAUGCAGCAGAACGAUCAGAUCCUCAUGGACCACAGGACCAUCACGGAGCUCACCGGGAAGCUCUCAGAGUGUGAGAACGGACUGGAGGAGAGGACUCUCAAUGAGCGGAGUAUGGGGGUCUGGGCGGGCAACCGACGCCACAUGGCCGGGGAUGAUGUGAGCAGCUCGGUUUCGGUGCAGUUGCAGACAGAAGAACUGGAGAGAGCCAUUCUUCAACUGAAAGACCGCAUAGAGAAGUUGGAGAUGGAGAUAGGCCCUGCUGCGUUUAACCACACUGGGCAUGCUGUGAGCACGUUGGGGAGCAUGGUGGUGGGUGAACCCACCAGGCCUGUGGAGGAUCUGGAGGGAGAACUUGAAAAGAAGAUUAGGCUGCUGGAGAAAGAGAGAAAGAACCUUCGUAAAGAGACCCAGAAUCGCCAUCAGCACAUCGACCAGGGAAUCAACACUCUGCAAGAGCGAAUUACAGAGCUCGAACAGAGUCUUACAGAUUACAAUUACCCACAAGGGUAUAAACUUUCCUUCCCUGUGCGAACUAACUACAUGUAUGGGCUAGUCCGGCAGAAUAUUCCCGAGAUAUACGCCUUCACGGCAUGUUUGUGGCUUAAGCCAACCGAGAAUGGAAUUGGAACACCAUUUUCCUAUGCAGUGCCAGAACAACCAAAUGAACUUGUCCUGCUUCAGGGUAUUCAUAACCCUGCAGAACUACUCAUCAAUGAUAAGGUGGCACAGUUGCCCCUAUCUUUGCUCCAGGGCAUCUGGCAGCACGUAUGUGUGAGCUGGACACUACGGGAUGGGGUUUGGAAAGCAUAUCAGGGUGGCAAGUUGAGAGGACGGGGCGAAGGGCUGUCAGCAUGGCACCCAAUCAAAUCCGGAGGCGUGCUGGUGCUGGGACAGGAACAGGACACCCUCGGUGGGCGGUUUGACGCAUCCCAGGCUCUGGUUGGAGAGCUGUCAUUAUUUAACCUGUGGGAUCGUGUUCUGUCACCUACAGAGGUGGCAGCUCUUGCAACUUGUGCAGAAUCUCCAAAACUGGGAAACGUGGUGCCUUGGACAGACCGAGAUGUAGACGUGUUUGGUGGGGCCGUCAAGGACCCCAUGGACCCCUGCGUUCACAGCUCCCAUCCCCGGCAGUGAGCGGGGUCAUGGGUCGAUACCAUUCUUUUUUGGGGUGGAGUAUAAAAUGAGACAAAAAAAAAAAAAGGCUUGAAAAUUGGAGACAAAGAGAUAACAAAUGUAUCAUGGUUCCAGAGUUUGUAUAGAAUGUAUUUACCAUUGAACUGUUUCUGCAGGAAUCUAUGGAGCUGCUGCCGAAAGCUUUAUGGCCUGUUUUCUUCUCGUGUUGCUUGUGUUCUUUCACGCCCCUCUUCCCAACACAUUAUUGCACUGUGGUCCCUUCAGAUAUAGAGAAUGUUCUUUAAUAAGAUGGAUGUGGUUUAUUCUCACAGCAAUCAUCUAUGUGCUUUAUUCGUGUAAAUGGAGCUUUUGUUUCUAUCCCAGAGCAGUCUUUUCUUUUCUUGUUUGCAUUAACUGUCCCUUGACUCAUUUUUACUGUAAAACACUGUUACGAAGUCCAACAGCACCUUUAACAAGACAACAUAUUAAAGUCAACAUGAAAUAAAAAUUAUCCCAAAAUAAUUUACUUCAAUACACAUUCCUGGUCUUAUUGUGAAGGAUUUAUCAAUGCAUGAUUUUCCUUGGCAAUCAUUCAUAAAAAUAUAAUAACUUGCAACGCCUCUGAAACUACUUUUCUUCUCAGCCGACACAUACAGACCACUUUUCACAAUCCAAUUAAGUACUGAUGGAUAAAAUAUAAAAAUAUGUUAUAUAAUAUAUAUAAUAAAUAUAUAUAUAUUAAAAAACAUUCUCGUAAAAAAUCCUGCAUCAAAUCACGGAUGUAAAAUGGGUUGCGGAUGCUGUUUCAUGUUGACUUAAAGAUUAUCAUUACAUUUCUUUACUGUCUCCAAUUUUCAAAUUGUUAGAGUACGGUCCUUACCAGUGUUUGGUGUAAUCUGAUUACAAAGUAAUUAUUUACUGUAAUCUAAUUACUUUUUAAGUUAAAAAAAUUUGUAUAAUUCAUUACAUUUCCAAUUCUAGUAACCAGAUUACAGUUACUGACUUUCAAUUAAGGGAAUUACUUUUCAGUACAAAAAUAUUAUUUAUGUACAGUAUAAUAAGAUGUUCGAAAAUGAACAAGGAGGAAAUAUAGACAUUAUUUUGAAUUCAUUGAGCGGAAAAACUAAAAGUUCCUGUGAAAAGGGUUAAAAGUAAAGUAAUUAGUAAUGUGAUUACUUUUUCAAUUAAGUAAUAAAGUAUUCUGCCAUUUGUAAAUGGAUUGCUUUUUUAAGGUAACUUACCCUGUACUGGUCUUUACACAGUGUAUCAUCACCGACUUUACUUUAAAAGACAAAUUCAGACAGAAUCCAAAGUUUUAUUAAAUAAUAAACUUUUUUUAAUGUAAGCGUUAACACAGAGUAUCUUAAACCUAACCUACACAAAAAUUUGAAGAUGAUCACCAUCAUCAAAUAAGUAUGGCGUGCAGCCUGCACACUUUGAAAAUAUGAAUGCAAAACAAACAGUGUUUAAAUACAGAAUCUUUCAGCAUCUUGUCACGUUACCAUUGCAUUGCACCUAGUACUCCUUCUGCGUGCCCAUCAGAGAAAGCUUAGGGAAGUGCCUAUCUAUUUAUUUGACUCUUGCUAUUGGUUGAUGAUCAGCUGUGAUGUCAGUGUAGUGCUUCUUUAUAUUUGCACCACCAAGGAUGAACAAUAAACAGUGAAC
Molecule: messenger RNA, 3853 nt
Organism: Myxocyprinus asiaticus (Chinese sucker)
Lineage: Eukaryota; Metazoa; Chordata; Actinopteri; Cypriniformes; Catostomidae
Product: neuronal pentraxin receptor-like
Exons: 5
Coding region: 641-2209 (522 amino acids)
Source: RefSeq, a predicted model, not a curated record